Lacerta agilis (Sand lizard) is the source of this 2602-nucleotide messenger RNA. Its product is annotated as transmembrane protein 180-like. The coding region runs from base 129 to 1520 and encodes 463 amino acids. Lineage: Eukaryota; Metazoa; Chordata; Lepidosauria; Squamata; Lacertidae. The record is from RefSeq and is a predicted model, not a curated record. The transcript is spliced from 7 exons.
GCCGCUCCCGGUUUGCCCAAUGGGGUGGAAAGGGAGGGGCCAGACUCGAAGGCGAAGACCCGCCCUCCGAGUAUUUCUGAGCGGCCCAAGCGCGAAGGCUUGGGGAAGAAAAAUACCACCGUGGAAAAAUGAAGCUUUUUUCAAGAAUUCAUCCAAAUGCCCUGGCAUACUCAAUGACGACAUUAGGUGCUGGGAUGAUGAACAGCAUCUUUAAUUUCUAUUAUGUUAAACUCUUUUUAAACAAAUACAAGAUAUCUGAAGCAGCAUUCCAUCAAGCACAGGUUGUUUUUAUGAUCUGGAAUGCCAUUAAUGAUCCUCUCUUUGGCUAUAUUCAAGACAACUCCAAAGUGCCAUGCUGCUCCAGGCGUCGGUUUUCCAUUUUGUAUGGAGCUCCCUUGUAUGCUUUGGCCUUUCUUCUUCCUUGGUUUCCUUGGAAACAAUAUGAAGAAGGUGACUGGCUUAGCGGACUUCAUCUUAUCGUUGCUUUGUGCGCUUUCGAUGGCCUGCUUACGUUUGUCUUGCUAGCACAGUGUGCCCUCUUUGCAGAGAUUUCAACUAGACAUGAAAAUAGGCUCCAGCUUAUUAAGUAUAAUCAAGUGGCAACCUUGGUUGGCUCCACCAGCAUCCUUUUCUGUGGCUUAAUUUCAGAUAACAUGGAGAACUUCACCUAUUUUCAAGCAUUUGCUGUUCUGGUAGGAGCAGUUGCCACUGCUUGCAUGUGCUACACUGGAAUGUAUAGCACCACUCAGUAUGAACAAAAAGAAACUCUAAUGGAGGAUUUUGAUGAGAAUGCUGAGAGCUCUCUCUCUUGGUCCUCUGUGAUUUUGUUGACAAAACAGAUCAUGACUCAGAAAAACUUUUUGCUUUUUGUGACCAUGAACUUCUUUCAAGUCUUCCACUUGGCCUUCUGCAACAAUUUCAUGAUGAUCUUUGCAGAUAACCUCAUCCCUAAGGACGUUCUAUCAUCAUCUAUCAGAAGUAUCAUGUAUGGGGCAGGUUUUAUUUGUCCUCAGUGCCUUGUGCUAAUCAGUCAAGCUUUGUUGAAGAAAUUUGGUUACUAUAAGGUGGUCUUGUUUUCCUUCUACUUGGAAGCAAUAGCUGCCACUAUCAUGCUUAUUGUAGGUCCAGAACACUACUACUUACUGGCUAUUUAUCUUACAGCAAACAUGGUCAUUGUUCAAGCUUCUUUCAGUCUGUUUAAUUUGCCUUUGGCCGAUAUUGUGGAUGCAGAUUUAAAGAAACAUAAACGGAGAUUACCACUUUCCUCCAUGGUUUUUGGAACAAAUGCCUUGUUUACAAAACCAGCCCAGUCUUUAGCCCCUAUGCUUGUGGUUACCAUAUUAAAUCAAUUUGGUUAUGCAAAUCUGAAUGGGAAGGUUGCUCACCUUGACCCAAGUUUGUUUCUAGGUCUCCAUGAUGCCAUGUUCUACAUGAUCUGCCUUGUUCCUCUUUGCAUUGCACUUAUACAGAUUCUGACAUGGACACCCUUUUCCAUUCAGAAUAGCCACCUUACACUUUGACAUUGAAUUGCAAAUGUGUGGAUCGGGAACGCAACUGUUCUGUUUUACAGAGGUCAGCUGAACAAGAACAUUGGACUUCCUUGAUUCACAGGGAUCAUCUGCAGCCUGAGCCAGUAAAUGCUUUUCUGUUAUAUCUGCAAAUCCUGUGUGUGCCUUAUCAUGCCAUAUCUUUCUAGUUCAACUGUACGCAAGUUGGAGAUAUCAAAUAGACUUACUGAGUACACCAAAAUGCCACUACCUCACAUGGACGCCUAAGAGAUAAAUGCAUAAUAGUAUGGUGUGAUUCUGUGAACAAUAAACUUGACACUCUUUUUAGAAGAACUAAGGGCCCGUGAUAAAUCGUAAGAAGCUGCAUUUGAGCACCCUCUCUCAUAAAAUGUGAAAUGCUACCUCUUUGCUGUAAGCAAAACAAGGUCAACCCCCCCCCCCCGGGAAUAUUGGAAAAUGUAUGUUUGAUUUCUCUCCCCCUAACUGGUAUUUGGUCUGCAAAACACACCAUGAUUUCCCUACAUGGGAUACCUUAGCUCUGCAGGGGUUGGAAAGAAGAGCAAUGACAGCAUUGGAGCACAUUGGAUAAAUUUGUACGGACUGUUCAGCAAAGAAAGCUUUGGCAGAAUUUAGAGAGAGAGGUAUGCAUAUCUGUGCUGUGGAGAGAGCCUGAACUGAUGUUUAUGUUUACAUACUCAUGACUACACGAGCAGUGCUGCGGAUUGUCAUUGGCAACGAAAAAGGGAGAGACGGAACAGUAUAGUUGAUGCAGCAUAGUGGGAAACCCAAUUAAUCCACAUGGUGGAGAUGCAAUGGCUGCCUGAAGUGGAGGGCAGAAGCUUGCACAGAAGCCUGUGGCUUGUGAUGGGAAAACUUGAUAAUGAAAGAAGUAGUGUUUGGGCAUCUCCAAAGCAUAAUAAAUGUGAUUAAAUCAAACUGCUGGGUUUAUGGGACUGUAGGAAAAAUAAAUUUACUGGGUGGCAGGCUCCUUAGCUUUGGAUUUCUUGGCUGCUUGAUGCCAUGCAAAUAGGGAUAAUCAUAUGUAAAACUGUACUAUAGCCCUUGGAACUUGCAUUAAAAUAUACUAUUUGAAA